This is a messenger RNA of Eublepharis macularius, 5881 nucleotides long. Its product is annotated as A-kinase anchor protein 2-like. Lineage: Eukaryota; Metazoa; Chordata; Lepidosauria; Squamata; Eublepharidae. The transcript is spliced from 4 exons. The coding region runs from base 209 to 2755 and encodes 848 amino acids. The record is from RefSeq and is a predicted model, not a curated record.
GGAGCGGGAGAAGCGGCGGGCGAGGAGCUCUGCGUUGGCGCAGCCGGGCUGAACCCGACAGGCGGCCGCCGAAGGAAGGAGCCGGGGCGGCGAGGCUGAGAAAUCAUCUAAAAUCUCUGAGGAUGACAUCAGGUUGAGAAAAGAGAGAGACCAAAAUUGUGCCAAUUUCCUGAAGCCUGAUAGCGUGCGUGCAACAAAGGGCGAGAAAAUGGAGAUUGAAGCCCUUGCUCCAGAACAUAAAGCCAUCACAGUAGGAAGUUCAACCCAUGCCGUAGACAAUCAAACUCAUUUAUUCUCCCCUGCUGCCAGUCACAAUGGACUUAAAGACAGACACGAAUCCUUGGACAGUGAGGUUGCUAAAGAGAUCAGAUAUCUGGAUGAGGUGCUAGAAGCAAACUGCUGUGAUUCUGCUGCCGAUAAUCCCUUUAAUGGGAUGACUUUUUCUUCUCCUGAGCCAAGUACAUCCAUUGUCGUUGAUGGCUCUGGCUUACCUGUUUGCAUUACUAAUGAUUCCGUAUCACACUAUGAAAGGGAUGCCCUAGCAGUUGGUCAGGAAGCACCUCCCGUUAGUGAACACAGUGGGGUAAAUGUAGCAUCUGAGAAGCUAAAACCAAAUGGCCAUUCUACAGAUGGAUUGCAAGAGGAACACUGUGAUGAUCUGAAAGGUACAGCCAGUCCGAGCUCUUCCACAAGUUCAAGGUCUUCCAGGGAUGGAGAAACACCGUUAACUACGAUUAAGAAAGAAGCUAAGUUUGAGCUUAGAGCAUUUCAUGAAGAGAAAAAACCAUCCAAACUGUUUGAGGAGGAGGAUGCGAAAGAGAAGUACCGCGUGCGCAAAGUGAGGCCUUCUGAGGAAAUGAUGGAGCUGGAAAAAGAGAGGCGGGAGCUUAUCAGAAGCCAAGCUGUCAAGAAAAACCCGGGCAUAGCAGCCAAGUGGUGGAACCCACCCCAGGAAAAAACGCUUGAGGAACAGCUAGAUGAUGAUCAUUUGGAGUCUCACAAGAAGUAUAAAGAACGCAAAGAGAAGCAGCAGCCACCAUUGAUGGCUGCGAAGAACGUGCCAUGUUCUUCUGCACCACCUGAUCCAGCUAGUAUAAAAAAGGACGAUAUUGUCACUGAGCAAAUAGAUUUCUCAGCGGCCCGGAAACAGUUUCAGCGAAUGGAAAAUUCAGGUCAGCCAAACAGCACAGCUGCACCCAAGAGAUCAGGGGCCCCCAAAAUGUUCACCAUCCAACCCUUCUAUAAACCAAUAGGCCCAUCCCAAGUAGACCGGCGAACGCACCCAGUUACAAAGCCCGUGUCUCUGUGUGGGCAAACAGGACAGGUGGGCAAUAAUGAUGUAACUAUUGUAAAAGCAGAGAGAGUUUCUUGCAUCAUAGAUGACAGCAGCAUAGGAAUUCAGAAUAGCUCCAUUGACCUAAUGAGAGUGUCCCCUUCCACAAAGCUUAACCAGGCAGCAAAAGUAUGGACGGAUGACAGUGAAUUCAUGAGCGCAAAGGCAGUCUUUACAGUGGUGAAGGACGAUGAGCACAGGCUACUAGACCAGUUCUCAAGGUCUGCCAGCAUGUCUUUCCCACCAGAGGAGCUGGACUCGGGUUUGGAUGAAUUGUCGGUGAGAUCUCAGGAUACAACCGUUUUAGAAACGCUUUCCAAUGACUUCAGCAUGGACAACAUCAGUGACAGCGGUGCCUCCAUUGAGACAACGAAUGCCCUUCAAGAAAAUUCGCUCACAGAUUUCUCCUUGCCCCAGACUCCGCAAGCGAACACGCCUUCUGAGUGUCAAGGGGAGGGUAUUUCCAAGUCACUGAGCGACCAUGGUUUUUACUCACCUUCUUCCCCAUCGCUUGACUCCAUGCUCAUCAACGAGCAGUUGGAAUACCAGGCUGGACUACUGGUUCAAAAUGCCAUUCAGCAAGCCAUAGCGGAGCAGGCUGACAAAAUAAACUCCAAGCAAGCAAAAGACACUACAGAGCAAAAAGACCACCAGGUUGAGAGGCAGGAGGCCGCAGACAAAACACCAUGUUCUGAGAAGCAGCACAAUUCAACUUUUCAGCCUCCUCAGGUGUCCUCUCCCAUGCAAGAAAAAAGGGAUACACCACCAAAGGCUUCAGCCGCUCAAGACUCGGUACUCAGGGAAAGGCAAGCUCCACAACCAUCGCUUGCUGCUCAGGCUCCCCAACUGGUCACUGUGGAGGAAACCAAGCCAGAAGUCAGCUAUUUCAGCAAGUAUUCAGAAGCAGCUGAGCUGCGGAGCACGGCUUCCAUUCUGGCUCAGCAAGAAGCGGAGGUGACGGUAGGGCCUUUCAAACUAAGGUCAAAAAAGCAGAGGACUUUGUCCAUGAUCGAAGAAGAAAUCCGAGUGGCCCAGCAAAGAGAAGAGGAACUCAAAAAACAGAGGCAAGGGAUGCCAGUGACGCAGAGUCCCUUUGCAAAGGGGGCCCCUGCCCUCCCCACCAGAACUGUGUCUUACAAAACGGCACCAGGCAAAAUAGAAAAGAUCAAGCCGCCGCCAUCCCCAACCUCGGAAGGCCCCCCGCCACAGUCUGACUUGGCGUCAGAUGAAGCCGCAGGCCCCCAGAAGCCCAAGAACCUGAUGCAGACCCUCCUGGAGGAUUAUGAAAGUCACAAAACCAAGAGGCGGGAGAAGAUGGAUGACAGCAGUGUCCUGGAAGCGACCAGGGUCAACCGCAGGAAGAGUGCUCUAGCCCUGCGCUGGGAAGCUGGCAUUUAUGCUAACCGGGAAGAAAAUGAGUAGUUCUUCUUGGCAAAUACGCAAGCGCUUUAUUAUUAUUAAUUAUUAUUAUUAUUAUUAUUAUUAUUAUUAUUGCAGAGACCAAGAAACCAAAUAGAACAACAAAUAGAAAUUUUAAUUUUUUUUUAAAAAAGCUGCAUCAUUUUAAUCUGAUAUUUAUUGUAAAUGCACCAGUCUCUGCAAUCCGUAUUCAAACAGGAGCAGACCAUUUUAUAUGUGUGUGAGUGUGUGAACAUCUAUACACACAACCCAGGACAGUUACACUGAGAAAAGCAUCCCUUGUCCCCGCUCCCCUUCAAAACACCCAAGGCAGCUGACUGUAACUUUGGAGUCAGUGCCGCGGCACUGACAAGAAAUCGUGGCAGGAAUCGACAGCACAUUUCAGAGCGGAAAGAACGACUACCUUAAUGCUUUCUUUAACUAUCUUCACAGCAUUGUAUUGGAAAUGGAAAGAGUUCGGCCUGUAUAGCAUCUUACCACAAGGUGGCAUCUCAUGAGGAAAAACAAACCAUUGUUCAAGCUUUAUUUGGGUCUGACCGUGGCUCUUUGUUCCAUAUGUGGCUUUAAAAAGAGGGAUAUUACUCUGGUAUAUCCUAGAUAACCAUAAGAAAUCCAAGAUAGUUUUUUUUAAUGUUGUUAACUUGUGGGGGCAAGAGGGUUUUUUUUGGUUUAAUUCUUGCUUUAAAUUAGUAGACUUUUUUAAAAAAAAAGAAAAAGAGGAGUCUGUUAAUUUUCAAAUGUGAAUGUACAAUCCAUUCGCCAUAAAGUACAGAGGGGGGGGGUGUUACUGUUAUUUUGCAAGGGUUUUUGAGGGGCAAAAUCAGGUGGAUGAAGCUUUCUCUUAAUUUAUCAUAGGUGGUUUUAGUUGCAAGUUUACCCACACAUUAGUUCAUAAUCAAUAUACUUAAUACAGUUUCCUUUUAAUAAUGAAGAACCAAUCCCUUGGUAGUCUAGAAGAGAGAGAUGGAGAGAAAUGUCUAACCAGAAUGUUGUAGUUUUAGCAACCUGUAUGCUUGUGGUUAUCAGAUUGGUCUCUUGUCUCUCAGUACAUACUUGCAUUAUUAUCUAUCUGUAUUUAAUGGGCAGUGGUAGUUGUGAUAAUAUGGGAAGGGACACACAGUGAAAUUUAUAAAGAGCAGCAGAGUUGGAAAGAUAAGGGGAGAAUCAGAAACAUUUAAAUGUUUUUACUGAAGCAAUUAUUGACCUUCAAGUCAAAUUGCUGAGAAAGGUAUCAAAGAAAAAUAGUUAUAUCUUUUAGCUAUAUUUGUGCUACAUAAAAAAUGGUCUUGGUAUUAAAUAAAGUGUGAGAGGGAUGUUUUAACAGGAUAUGAAAAAAGUUGAGAGACGGUGAUGUAAGAGGGGAAGAAAAGAGCCAAAGGAUUAUUUUUGCUGUUCGUUCAGUGUUUUCAGAUGUAGAAGAAAAUGUAUAGAUCCUUUAGACAGAGUGUCGGCUGGGAAUCUAUGACACAGGAUUAUCGGUGUGUGCGUGCGUUUGCGUGUGUGCAUGCGAAGCUGCGUUCAUAGGAGGAGUAUGAAGAAGAGACAUGGGUGUACAGAUUAUUUUCUCCAAAGCUAUUUGCCAGCUCUAGGGGUAUAAACAUUUCUUUUUUUUUUAAGGAAAUAUUAAAGAGGCACUAAACUGAUGCAGUAUUCAUAAUAACAGAGCUGAACUGAAAUCGCAUUUGCAUGAAUUAGCCUUUCAAAACUAUCAAACUGUUUUGUAAUCUGACAUUUAGCAGGAAAUGUGGUAUUUAUUCUUAAACUUUGUAUUCUGGCAUGGUAGUAGAGUCUACCUGCCAGUUUAGUCUUUUAUCUGUCCAGGCAACGCAUUAGAAUGUUUAAUUAUCAACAGCCAUAAUUUCUGGUCCAGAAUUUAUCACACUUCGAACAACUGCAUAAAAAGAUUACUUUAGACUGUUUUUUUAAGGGAAGCAAAAACUAGGGGGCCUCCAUAAAUUUCUGUUUCCAUGUUACAUAUUAUAAACAGAAAUCUUUGUGUUCUGAUAUUUCAAUAGACUAAUAAAGGACUUGGCAAUCUGAAAGAUCUUACUUUCCUAUAGAAAAUGGCAGUUUUCAAUACGAAUACAGCAGCAUUGGAGGGGACUCUCUCACUCACUCUCUGUUGUAUAUAGAGCAAAGUAGAAAUGUUUAGGCCUAAGGAGGCCAUCUGCAUGGAUAACAUUGUGUACAACUGAUAGUAUUCCAAAUCUCUUGCUAUCUAUACAGAUCUUCUUCUGACAGCUGUGCAGACAGAACUGCGUGCAUUCAGAGGGGACUUUUCCUUUACUUAGCUGGAAACAGGAAAGUCCCAAGUGCUUGCAGGGAUUUCUUUUUAAUAUUCCUGCAGGACUAUGGGCCAGGCAUCGUGGAUCUACUACACCUUUGCAAAUUUUGUAACCAGAAAAAAAUCCCAGUUACUGUGAUUGGAAUCUAUUUUACAUAUAAGAGCUUUAUAUUUGCAGUUUGCACACUAUUCUGGUUGAAUUUUUUUUUGUAAGAACGAAGAGGUACAAUCCAGCCAAAAGUACCAUUGAUCUGUUAAUUUCAAUAGAAGCACCUGUUUAACUCUUGUCUGUUGAUAUCAAUGUAAUUGAAAAAGUCCUUAAUUUUUGAUUGGACUGAAUGCUAAACUGUUUCAGAUUAGGAAAGAAUAACUACUUCGUGAGUAGAAGAAAAAACAGAUAUAUAGAGAGGAGGGUGGGUGAAGAUGACUGGGAAAGCUGUUAAACCGUUUGCGGUGAAGAACUUCUAUCAUUAGCUCGUAAAGGCCCACUGACACUUGUCUAUGUUUUCUGAGCCUUUAGCCAAAAUUGCCUGUACAAUCAAGACUGUGUUCUCCAGAGGGCUGUUCUUUUCAAAGCCAGUUGAAAAUUCUCAGGAUUAUGACAAAGCAGUUGGAUUGUGUGCUGUGCUGUGCGCGGAUCUUAGUAUGAGGAAGUUAGUUCCUUUUUAUAUUACAUGCAACUCUUACUGAAAAAUGGUAAUUUUAUAAUGGGGGAAAUAAAAUCAAAGACUAUAGGUUUGCUUGGAAUUGGAUCCCCCCUCCCCCUGUGACAAGGUUGUAAUCAACUCAACACAAAGAAUGCAUUCCCUGUUUCUAAAAAUGAAAAUAAAAAGACACCAAAAUCA